This is a messenger RNA of Musca vetustissima, 2367 nucleotides long. RefSeq names its product phospholipase A-2-activating protein (gene Plap). The record is from RefSeq and is a predicted model, not a curated record. The coding region runs from base 7 to 2367 and encodes 786 amino acids. NCBI's taxonomy places the organism in Eukaryota, Metazoa, Arthropoda, Insecta, Diptera, Muscidae. Gene Ontology annotation, cellular component: nucleus; cytoplasm. Gene Ontology annotation, biological process: proteasome-mediated ubiquitin-dependent protein catabolic process; ubiquitin recycling. Gene Ontology annotation, molecular function: ubiquitin binding. The transcript has 7 exons.
AUAGAAAUGGCAAAUACCUUAGACAGCUAUAAACUGAGCUGUGAGCUUGUGGGUCAUAGCAUGGAUGUACGCUCCGUGUCGUCGGGGGCCAUAACGGAAUCGGGACAAAUGAUUGUGUCUGGCUCCAGAGACAAAACCACCAAAUUGUGGAAACCUUUGGAUAAUGGUUUCGUCGAAGCUGUCACAUUGCAGGAUCACAAAAAUUUCGUCUCGUGUGUCUUCUUUUAUGAACCACAACGAUGGCUAUGUACCGGCAGUAAUGAUGCCACCGUGUGCAUUUAUGCGGAAAAUGCCAUUUUGCCAAUUUUAACGCUCAAGGGUCAUGAAUCGACAGUGUGCAGUAUUGCAGCCGGGGUGGAACCAAAUAGCAUUAUUACCGGAAGUUGGGAUAAGACGGCACGUAUUUGGACCAUAGAUCAGACAGGAGCCUAUACAUUUGUUGAAUUAAAGGGACAUGAAGCGGCUGUGUGGUCCGUGGCCUCGAUGCCGCAAACAAAGAAAUUCAUUACCGGUUCGGCAGACAAAAGUAUUUGUUUCUGGAACGCCAAGGGAGAGAAGCUACGCCUGCUCAAGGGCCACACCGAUUGUGUUCGCAGCAUAUUGGCCAUGGACAAUGGCUGUUUAAUAUCCUGUGCCAAUGAUGCCACCAUUCGAGUCUGGAAUGAAGAUGGUGAAUGUGUCCAUGAAAUGAAUGGUCAUAACAAUUAUAUUUAUUCCUUGGCGCGCCUCAAAGCCUUGGGAGAUGAUUUCAUUGUUUCAUGUGGUGAAGAUAGUACACUGCGUAUGUGGAAUAUCAGCACUGGCCAGCAGUUGGGUGAUGCUUUGGUCCAUCCCGCCCAGUCGGUGUGGUCGGUAACAUGUCUGCAAAAUGGCGAUAUUGUUACUGGUUCAAGUGAUGGCAUUGUCAGGGUGUUUACCAAAGAUGCUGCUCGUGUUGCCUCAGAGGCUGUGUUGAAGGCACACAGCUUGGCCGUGGAAACACGUAAACAACAAAUGUCCGAAGAUUUGGGUGGUGUCAAGAAAACAGAUUUACCUGGCCCGGAAUCCUUGUUGACAAAUGGUACACGUGAAGGCCAAACCAAAAUGGUUAGACAUCCUGAUGGUUCGGUCAAGUGUUAUAUGUGGGAAUUGGGUAACUGGAAAUUAGUGGGUGAUGUCACCGGAGCCUCUGGGGCCACUCAAACUACGUCGGGCAAGAAACUGCAUGAUGGCAAGGAAUAUGACUAUGUAUUCUCAGUAGAUAUAUCCGAUACGGAACCACCUCUCAAACUGCCCUAUAAUCGUGGUGAAGAUCCUUGGCAUGCUGCCCAGGCAUUUAUACAUCGCCAUCAAUUACCUCAGGCCUAUUUGGAUCAAGUGGCAAAUUUCAUAAUCAAAAAUGCCGAUAGCACUCCCAUACAGACGGCCACCAAUACGGGAGCCUAUCAGGAUCCCUUUACCGGUGGCAAUCGUUAUGUACCCGGCUCAAGUAAUAGCAAUUUUCAAUCGGCUGGUAAUAUGGAUCCAUUUACCGGUGGUUCUAGUUACAGUACUGCUGCCAGCCAGGCGCAGGCUCCUAAGGUGGAUGUUAAUUUUGUAAAAGGUGAAAAACAUUUCCCGGUCAGCAAAUAUUUAACAUUCGACGUUUGUGAUCCUAGCAAGGUUUUGGAAAAACUCAAAGAAUUUAACAGCAAAUUGCCUGCCACUAAUGAAAAAGUAUCCGACACUCUUCUGGAGGCUUGCAUCAAACUAACAGAUCCAGCUCCCGAGGUGGAGCAAACAUCCAUCGAAGCUUUACAAAUCCUACUGAGAUGGCCAAGUGAACUCCUGUUCCCCGUAAUCGACAUUAUACGCCUGGCUGUGCGCAAUGAAUCGAUAUUUGUCAUAUUGAAUUCGAUGAAUUUCCUAGAUGCUCUACUGCCACAUAUUGCCACCUCGGCACCCAAUCAACUUAUGAUCGUACGGACCUUGGCAAAUAGUAUGAAUCAUGCGGCUGGCCGUCAAGAAGUUGAUAUACGUUUGGCCCCGUUGGUCGAACAUAUUAAUAACAUUAAAUCGGGUAGCAAUAAUUUACAGAUUGCCAUUGCCACAUUCUAUCUGAAUCAGACCAUAACACAAACCACUGGGUUGGCUAAUGGUGAUAAAUGUCGAAUUUUAACCGAAGGUUUAAUUGAAUUCCUCAAGUGGGCCAGUGAUUUGGAGGCCUGUUAUCGUUGUAUGCAAGCAUUGGGUAAUAUGACCACUACACCUUUCGGCCAAGAAACUUCGGCUUUGGUAAUCUCUGUGGAUUAUGUUAUGGAUAAAUUGCGGGAGCUAACAAAUACACCCCAGGUUGAGACAUUUGCGAAAAUCAAUAAGGCUGGUACAGCUCUAUUGGCUGCUUUUUGA